This is a messenger RNA of Spea bombifrons (plains spadefoot toad), 1908 nucleotides long. It is a transcript of the gene GHSR, whose product is annotated as growth hormone secretagogue receptor. The record is from RefSeq and is a predicted model, not a curated record. Gene Ontology annotation, biological process: G protein-coupled receptor signaling pathway; hormone-mediated signaling pathway. Gene Ontology annotation, molecular function: growth hormone secretagogue receptor activity. Gene Ontology annotation, cellular component: plasma membrane. NCBI's taxonomy places the organism in Eukaryota, Metazoa, Chordata, Amphibia, Anura, Pelobatidae. The transcript has 2 exons. The coding region runs from base 1 to 1074 and encodes 357 amino acids.
AUGUUCAAUGAGACUUUCAUACAUGACUCCAGGAUGGAUUAUUAUUAUUACAACAACUCGCUGUAUGAUGAACCACUAUAUGUCUUCCCUGUGCAGGUGCUUACUGGGAUAACUGUUACCUGUGUCCUCCUGUUUAUAAUAGGAAUAUUUGGGAACAUCAUGACCAUGUUAGUAGUGUCUAAGUACAAGGAUAUGAGGACUACCACCAACCUGUAUUUAUCUAGUAUGGCAUUCUCAGACCUCUUGAUUUUUCUCUGUAUGCCUCUCGACCUCUAUAAACUCUGGCAGUACAGACCUUGGAAUUUUGGGAGCCUUCUCUGUAAAUUAUUUCAGUUCAUCAGUGAAAGUUGCACUUACUCAACAAUCCUGAAUAUCACCGCUCUCAGUAUAGAGAGGUACUUUGCGAUAUGUUUCCCUUUGAAAGCCAAGGUAGUCAUCACCAAAGGUAGAGUGAAACUGGUCAUCUUUGUCCUCUGGGUCGUGUCGUUUGUAAGCGCUGGACCGAUCUUUGUCUUGGUUGGGGUUGAACACGAGAACGGGACAAACCCUACUGAUACUAAUGAAUGCAGAACUACUGAAUAUGCCAUCAGAUCUGGUCUCCUAAAUAUCAUGGUCUGGACAUCUAGCGUCUUCUUCUUCCUGCCAGUGUUUUGUCUCACUGUCCUGUACAGUCUAAUCGGAAGAAAACUAUGGAGAAGGAAGAGAGAGGACAUUGGACCAAAUGUAUCCCACAGGGACAAGAAUAACAAACAGACUAUAAAAAUGCUAGCUGUGGUGGUGUUCGCCUUCAUCUUGUGCUGGCUGCCUUUUCAUCUAGGGCGCUACUUGUUUUCCAAAUCCUUUGAACCCGGGUCUUUGGAGAUAGCUGUGAUCAGCCAGUACUGUAACCUGGUCUCUUUUGUGCUUUUCUACCUGAGCGCUGCCAUCAAUCCCAUUCUGUAUAACAUUAUGUCAAAAAAAUAUCGUGUGGCUGCUUGCAGGCUUUUCAGACUGAAGCAGGUUUCAAGAAAAGCACCUUACACAACAAAUUAUGAAAGUUCUCCAGCCUGGACAGAGUCCAAUGUUAGCACGUGACAAGAAAUGUGAAAAAAAUGGCGACAAUAUGGGCAAAUAUUCUCUGAUUGACACAAAAGCCAUAAAUCAUCAGACCAUGUUGUAGAAACCAACAGCUGUGUUUUUAUUUGAAAAGAACAUAUAUAUAUAUAUAUAUAAAGGAGUUGAACUCAGGAUUUGUUGUCAAAAAUGAAUGUAUCCAUGUACGGGUGUGGGAGCUUGUUUACAGGCGUACAUGUUUUUGUGAAAUGUUACUAUGUCAUGAUUUUGUUUUCAAUAACGGAAGCAUUUUUUUAAUUGUUGUUAUUGUUUUUGAAGCUGGGUCCUUCGAGAUAGCUGUGAUCAGCCAGCAUAUUCAGAUCCUUUAAAAAUCUUACUGUUUCAGGAAUCGCUGUAUUGACAAACGGGUAAUCAUAAACCCCCACUGAAUCUGAACAAACGCAAUAGUGCAUCUAUUGUAUUCCGUUUUGUUUCAUAACCAUGGAUUUUAAAAAAAUUGAAGAACCCAAAAUUUUGAACCGAUGAAGGAAAAAUGUUAGUGAACCUAAUGAUAGAUGUUCCACUUAUCCCUUUUGAGUACACAGUACCCCUCUAGAGGGUUGAGUACCCCUCUGUUGGCUAAAGACUAUCUGGAAUAAAAUUCCCAUCAACCUCAGCUAGGAGGCAGGAGCCAUGUUAUGUGUGCUACCACAGUAGUAUGUAUCCAGUUGCUUGCUCUAUGUUUCUCUGUUCCUUGUAUUUAACCUUCCCCACCCUGUUCCUCUGUUUCUUUUUUAACUGGUCAUCCAUUCAAAAAUGAAGCAGAACGAUACUCCCACACUCGAUACCAUGACUAUAGGUGCUGUAGGUAUAUAA